Molecule: messenger RNA, 1319 nt
Organism: Coccidioides posadasii C735 delta SOWgp
Lineage: Eukaryota; Fungi; Ascomycota; Eurotiomycetes; Onygenales; Onygenaceae
Molecular function (GO): zinc ion binding; oxidoreductase activity
Source: RefSeq, a predicted model, not a curated record
AAAAUUAUUGCAGUUCCCUUUGUCGUGACGCUAUCAACUGCCUCAGCCGUCAAUCGUACCUUCAAACGGAACACCUCUAACUGAAAGAAGAUCUUUUCAUCCCACCGUCAAAAUGGCCUCCCAACUUCCAAACACCAUGAAAGCUCUUCAAUACUCCAAGCCGGAGGAAUAUGCCAUUGUCAACAUCCCAUUGCCUCAGCUCCGUGAGAACGACGUAUUGAUCAAGGUCAAGGCCUGCGGUGUCUGCGGAACUGAUUUGCAUAUCCACGAGGGCGAAUUCCUUGCCAAAUUCCCUCUUGUUCCCGGUCAUGAAACUGUUGGCGUUGUUGCCGCCAUGGGACCAAAGGUCAAGGGCUUCACCGUUGGCGACCGAGUCGUUGCCGAUAACUCAGAGCUCUGUGGAGAAUGUUUCUACUGCCGACGUGGCGAAGAAUUGCUCUGCGAGCACUUUGAGGCUCACGGUGUCACCAUGAAUGGUGGCUUCGCCGAAUACUGUGCCUAUCCAGCUGGCCGAGUUUUCAAGAUCCAGAACCUCUCAGAUGUCGACGCUACCCUGUUGGAGCCUGCUUCCUGCGCUGCCCACGGCCUCGAUAAGAUUUCCCCCAAGAUGGGUUCCACCGUGCUCAUGUUCGGCGCUGGUCCAACCGGUCUUGUGCUUGCUCAAAUGCUCCGUCUCAACGGUGGCUGCAAGGUCGUCAUCGCUGCCCCUGAGGGUCUUAAGAUGAACCUCGCCAAGUCCCUCGACGCGGCCGAUGAAUACAUCCCGCUCUCUCGACAAGACCCCAGCGCUCAAUUCGAGGCCCUCAAGGCUGCCAACCCAUACGGCUUCGACAUCGUUGUCGAGGCCACUGGCAGCGUUAAGAUUCUAGAGGAUGCCAUCAACUACGUCCGACGCGGCGGCAAGCUGGUCGUCUACGGUGUCUACGCCAACAAGGAUAGAGUCACGUGGCCCCCAUCCAAGAUCUUCGGCGACGAAAUCACCAUCCUCGGUAGCUUCAGCGAGACAUAUAAGUUUCCCGCCGCCAUCGACUACCUCGACUCCGGCAAGGUCAGAGUUGGAGGAAUCGUUAAUAAGGUCUUCAAGAUUGAGCAAUGGGCUGAGUGCUUGGAGUCGAUGAGAAACAAGUCCGCCAUCAAGGCUGCUAUCACCUUCGACUAAGCUUCGUUCGAAGUACUUUCUGUGAAUUGCUUGUGUUUGGUUUGAUUCCUGUGCAUGCCUGGGUAGAGGUUCUCGGUUGUUAGCGAUUUGUGUGUUGUUUGGUGCGGCCUGGAUUAAAAGGUAUAUAGAUGGUUAAUUGAUGCAUAUCUCUCCAUCGGAA